This is a messenger RNA of Scleropages formosus (Asian bonytongue), 2064 nucleotides long. It is a transcript of the gene hmgcll1, whose product is annotated as 3-hydroxymethyl-3-methylglutaryl-CoA lyase like 1. Gene Ontology annotation, biological process: ketone body biosynthetic process; L-leucine catabolic process. The record is from RefSeq and is a predicted model, not a curated record. The transcript is spliced from 9 exons. Bases 162 to 1202 code for a protein of 346 amino acids. NCBI's taxonomy places the organism in Eukaryota, Metazoa, Chordata, Actinopteri, Osteoglossiformes, Osteoglossidae. Gene Ontology annotation, molecular function: hydroxymethylglutaryl-CoA lyase activity.
AGAUGCUGGGAUGUCACCGUGAGCAGACGCGAUACAGCGUGCGAAUACGUGCAUGUGUGAGUGUGUGUGUGUGUUUGUACGGAAGCGCUGACUCUGAAUGCGUGUUGCAGGCGUCUGGGGAUCGGGGGCAGCCGUAGAAGCGGUAAUUGUGAGCCAGACGGAUGGGUAACGUCCCUGCUGCGCUGAAACAUUGCCUGAGCUACGAGCAACUAACCCGGGAUUACCCAUGGCUGGCUGCCUGGCUACAGAGGGAGAAGGUAAGAGGGGCCUUCAUUUUCCCAGCAGACUCUAGGAAUGCAAUAACUGAUCUUCCCAAGUUUGUUAAAAUCGUUGAAGUGGGGCCAAGAGAUGGACUGCAGAAUGAAAAGGAAAUUGUUCCGACGGAUGUCAAGAUCCAGUUUAUAGACUUGCUCUCGAAAACGGGCCUGCCUGCGAUCGAGGCCACCAGCUUUGUCUCUUCAAAGUGGGUGCCACAGAUGGCUGAUCACACAGAUGUUCUUCAAGGAAUUCACAGAGCACCGCAAGUUAAAUAUCCAGUUUUGACACCUAAUUUGCGAGGCUUUCGGACUGCCAUUGCAGCAGGUGCCACCGAGGUGGCUGUUUUUGGUUCGGCCUCCGAAACCUUCAGCCGAAAGAAUAUCAACUGCUCCAUCGAGGAGAGCAUGCAAAGGUUCGAGGAAGUAGUCCGAGCAGCUAAGGAGCUACAAAUACCAGUGCGGGGGUAUGUUUCCUGCGUGUUAGGAUGCCCAUACGAAGGAGACAUAGAACCAUCUAAAGUGACAAAGGUGGUGAAAACACUGUAUGGGAUGGGCUGCUAUGAGAUCUCCCUGGGGGACACCAUUGGAGUGGGCACCCCGGGCUCUAUGGCCAGACUACUGGACAGCGUGAAGAAGGAGGUUCCCAUGAGCACCCUGGCUGUUCACUGCCAUGAUACCUACGGCCAGGCGCUUGCCAACAUCCUCGUUGCCCUACAGAUGGGGGUCUCGGUGGUGGACUCCUCGGUGGCUGGCCUGGGGGGCUGUCCUUACGCCAAGGGGGCGUCGGGAAACGUGUCCACGGAGGAUGUCCUCUACAUGCUUCACGGCCUGGGCGUUGAAACCGGAGUGGAUCUUUCCAAAGUGAUGGAAGCUGGAGACUUCAUCUGCAAAGCGCUGAACCGGAAGACCAACUCCAAAGUGGCCCAGGCCAAGUGCAGGUUGUAGGUGUUCUCCAAGUCAUCCCUGCAGGAGAUGCUACGUGUCCAGAACGUGCUGCCCUGUCCCCUGAUGCUGCUUUUUGCCCUUUACGAUGCAAUGUCCUUAUUGUGACCUCUAUGCUGCAUAACAUGUAAAAGCAUAAAUGUGAAUGGUACCAGUGUGCAGUGUAGCAUAUGUAGAGUAGGCAGCUCUGGCUUUUGUUCCAACCAAAGAUGUCCCGCCGGAUCGAGGUGGCACGAUUCCUCAAUGGCGAAGGGUAUUUCUUGGGGUGCCGGGGGUUGAGGGGGCUACUGGUUAUUCAUUUCCUGCACAAUGUGUUUGCAAUUAAACGGGGGACCUUCGGGAGGGGGCGCUCACUGGUCGGGUGGUGGGGGGGUGACCCAGGCUUUCAGACCAGCAAGGGCAGAUCAUUAUCUCCCACCAAAAUGUAUUUUCAUUUCCUGAUUUCCUGAGCUCUCCGCAGGCACACUGAGCCCACUGUCCACAUGGCGCGCGGCUUUCGCCUCCUCUCCGUCACACGCACACGGGGACGCUCCGUCACGCUCCGUCCGCAGCGCGCGUUCCGUUACUGUUGCCUUCCCUCGCAACGUCAUUAAGAGUAACUUCCUCGCACCAUUGCUGAAGGUUUUCCCAGGCACCUACCAGCUCUUCACAUCCUGGCUAUGAAAAACAUGAUCCAUGGUGGCCAAAGGAAAUCCAAGUGCGUAUGAGAGUAUUAGGAAAUGUAUUACUUUAACCAACUCUACUAUCACUGAUGCCUUAGAAAACAUGACUAUCCUCUAUAAUAUUACAUUCUGUUCUCAAAAGGCCAAUUAUGAAUCAGACUUUAUCACCAGGACUGGUACGCCAGCCUCUCAAUCAUCCAGAA